Platichthys flesus (European flounder) is the source of this 1580-nucleotide messenger RNA. RefSeq names its product activating signal cointegrator 1 complex subunit 1 (gene ascc1). The transcript has 10 exons. Lineage: Eukaryota; Metazoa; Chordata; Actinopteri; Pleuronectiformes; Pleuronectidae. The coding region runs from base 263 to 1327 and encodes 354 amino acids. The record is from RefSeq and is a predicted model, not a curated record. Gene Ontology annotation, biological process: DNA alkylation repair; regulation of DNA-templated transcription. Gene Ontology annotation, molecular function: RNA binding. Gene Ontology annotation, cellular component: nucleus.
AGAAUGGGAUUCGAACAUCGAUGAAAGUUAAACUAAAAUGUCAAAAACUAUUAUUGUUAUUAAUAUGUAUUAAAGCGUAAAGAAACGGAGAACGUGUACUUUUCAAUGUUUCUCCACGCUUUCGAAUUUGAGGCUAACUUCAACGUUGUCUGAAACGUCACCAGCAAGUUAGCUAGCCAGCUGAAUUAGCAACGAGCUAACCAGAGACUUGCCUGUGUUGUUAGCUGUGCUUAGCUUUAGCUAACGUUGUCAAGUUUGCCCUAUGGAGGUUUUACGUCCCUCGCUCAUCAAUAUAAAUGGAAGAAUAUACCGAAGAAAUGUCAUCAAGGAGGAACAGUAUGAGGAAGAGGAGGAUUUCUCCUACAUGGGUCCCUCAGAGAGCGAAGAGCUCGCGGCAGAGGAAACCUGUGACACCCACCUCAUUGAACAGACUGAUAAAGGAUACCGCUGUGCCAUCGACGUCCCAAGUGUCCUUUACAAAUACAUCAUCGGGAAAAAGGGAGAGACACGCAGACGUUUAGAGACGGACACAAAGACGUCGAUCAACAUCCCGAAACAAGGGAUGGAGGGACAGAUUGUUAUUACAGGCUCCCACAAAGCUGCCGUUUCAUCUGCUGUCACUCGGGUUGAGGUCCUCCUCGACGGUUUCCGUAGAAAGCAGCCUUUCACGCACUUCCUGUCAUUUCCUCUGAACGAUCCCAAAAUCCAAGAAGGAUUCCUUCGGUUUAAAGAAGAGGUGUUGGAGAAGUGUUCACAGGAUCAUGGAGUAGAUGGAACCAUCUUUCAGAACCCUGCAAAGCUUCAUCUGACCAUCGGCACAAUGUCUCUGUUAAAUGAGAUGGAAGUGAGAAAAGCAUGUGAACACCUCCAAGAGUGUCAAAACGUCCUCAGGGAAAUCGCUGGAGGAAAACCUCUGCCGCUGGAGGUGACAGGUAUAGAGUACAUGAAUGACGACCCAGCCAUGGUGGAUGUGUUGUACGCCAAAGUCAAUGUGAAAGACAGAUCUGACAAGCUACAGGCGAUCGCAGAGCGGCUGGUCGAGCACUUUGUGUCGGCAGGGCUGAUGGUCAGAGAGUGGGACCGGGUGAAGCUGCACGGCACCGUGAUAAACACUCUGUUCAGGAGGGACACCACAGGUGAAGACACAGGCAGCUCCAGGAGACAAACCACGAACGAAAGAGAGGCUUUCGAUGCCAGGAACAUAUUAAAGGAAUUCGGUGCUCAUCGUUUUGGAGAGUUUGAGCUGAAGACUGUCCAGCUGUCCCAGAGAUAUUCCACAGAUUGUACGGGGUACUACACGUCUGCAGGGAGCAUCAGCUUCUCAUGAGAUACUCAAGAGCUGACCUUAUUCUGAGGUCCAUGAUGAACGAGGCAGGAGGUGCUACCGGAUCUUUGCUGAUGAAGGAGCUCUCAGCUGACAGCAAAGCAUUGUGGGAAACCGUUUUCCUUUAGGCGAUGAACAUGAAUGGACUUAAAACAAAGUGUCUUAGUGUUUUUAUUUUUGCUGACUCCUGCUUUGUUUGUGUUUUCCUUCUUGCUGGUUCAUUUCGAACACUCAAAAUAAAUGUGUAAAACAUCCA